UACUGCCAAAUCGCCAAGACCUGCCCCAUUCAGAUCAAGGUGAUGACCCCCCCACCCCAAGGGGCCGUCAUCCGGGCCAUGCCGGUCUACAAGAAAGCCGAACACGUCACCGAGGUGGUAAAACGCUGCCCCAAUCACGAACUCAGCCGGGAAUUUAACGAGGGCCAAAUUGCUCCUCCGAGUCAUCUCAUCCGAGUUGAAGGAAACAGUCACGCUCAAUACGUGGAAGAUCCCAUCACUGGGAGACAGAGCGUCCUUGUUCCUUACGAACCACCCCAGGUUGGCACAGAGUUCACCACCGUCCUGUACAAUUUCAUGUGCAACAGCAGCUGUGUCGGGGGCAUGAACAGGCGCCCCAUCCUCAUCAUCGUGACCCUCGAAGCCAGAGACGGGCAAGUCCUCGGCCGUCGAUGCUUUGAGGCUCGGAUCUGCGCCUGCCCGGGCCGGGACCGCAAAGCGGACGAAGACAGUAUUCGGAAACAGCAGGUCUCCGAGGGCACAAAGAACGGUGAUGGUACGAAGCGCCCUUUCCGGCAGAGCACACAUGGCAUUCAGAUGACCUCUGUCAAGAAGAGGCGCACCCCAGAUGAUGAGCUCUUGUAUCUCCCAGUGCGAGGCCGGGAGACCUACGAGAUGCUGCUGAAGAUCAAGGAAUCCCUGGAGCUCAUGCAGUUCCUCCCCCAGCACACGAUUGAGACGUACCGGCAGCAGCAGCAGCAGCAGCAACAGCACCAGCACUUGAUGCAGAAACAAAACUCCAUCCAGACUCAGCCAUCCUAUGGGUCGAGUUCUCCUCCGCUCGGGAAGAUCAGCGGCAUGAACAAGCUGCCCUCAGUCAGUCAACUCAUCAACCCUCAGCAGCGCAACACCUUGACACCCACCAGCAUUCCUGACAGCAUGGGAGCCAACAUUCCCAUGAUGGGAGGCCACAUGACCAUGGCGGGCGACAUGAACGGGCUCAGCCCCACCCAGACCCUGCCCCCUCCUCUCUCCAUGCCGUCGACAUCCCACUGCACCCCGCCUCCGCCCUACCCCACAGACUGCAGCAUCGUCAGUUUUUUAGCGAGGCUGGGCUGCUCCUCCUGUGUGGAUUAUUUCACGGCGCAAGGGCUGACCAACAUCUAUCAGAUUGAACACUACUCCAUGGAUGAUCUGGUGAGCCUCAAGAUCCCAGAGCAAUUCCGCCACGCCAUUUGGAAAGGCAUCAUGGACCACCGGCAGCUGCACGACUUCUCCUCCCCUCCCCACCUCCUGCGCACGCCCAGCGGCGCCUCCACCGUCAGCGUGGGGUCCAGCGAAACCCGCGGGGAGCGCGUGAUCGACGCGGUGCGCUUCACGCUGCGCCAGACCAUCUCCUUCCCUCCCCGGGACGAGUGGAGCGACUUCAACUUCGACCUGGACGCCCGUCGCAACAAGCAGCAGCGCAUCAAAGAAGAAGGGGAUGGAGCUCAUCCUCAGCAAUGUCAACCUGAUGACGAUGACGACGACGAUGAUGACGAUGCCUCUGCUGAAUCUUCAGUCUGUUCAGUGUCUCCUUCAACAUCAUCACCCAGUGCUCAGUUUGGGAA
Python bivittatus (Burmese python) is the source of this 1568-nucleotide messenger RNA. The record is from RefSeq and is a predicted model, not a curated record. Lineage: Eukaryota; Metazoa; Chordata; Lepidosauria; Squamata; Pythonidae.